This is a messenger RNA of Dentiscutata heterogama, 774 nucleotides long. Lineage: Eukaryota; Fungi; Glomeromycota; Glomeromycetes; Diversisporales; Gigasporaceae. The record is from the annotation of a GenBank genome assembly.
AUGGCCAAAACCAAAAAGCCUGCCGUCAACUCUCUUUCACCUCCCAAAAAAGCUGCCAUCAACUCUCUUUCACCUCCCAAAAAAGCUGCCGUCAACUCUCUUUCACCUCCCAAAAAAGCUGCAGUCAACUCUCCUUCACUUCCCAAAAAAGCUGUAGUCAACUCUCUUUCACCUCCCAAAAAAGCUGUAGUCAACUCUCUUUCACCUCUAAGUUCAGACAGGAAAAUAAUCAAAACUAAAAAAGCUACAAAAAAACAUAAGCCAACUCCAACAUCUGUUGGAUCCGUCAAUUCCCUUUCACCAAAACUAACACCAACUACUGUUGCACAAACCAGAUCCAUCUCGCAUCUAAGCCUAAGUUCAGACGAAGAACAUGAUAUUUCUUCUCGAUCUGCAACUUCUAUUGCACAAACCAAAUCCGUUGGCAUUUCUUUUCAACCUGCCAGAUAUCAACCAACUUCAUCAACUUCUUUUACACAAACUAGAUCCGUUAAUUCUCUUUCACCUCUAAGCUCAGGCAGGGAGCAUGAAAAUCAGCAAAGUUGGAGGAAUAUCGACGAAAUUCUUGCAGUUCAAAGACAGCAAGAACACUCUAUUUCGACUAUGGAAAAUGCUUUAAAUAAUAUAUUAGCUUCAUUAGAAUCUUUAAAUAGUAAAAUUGACUCAUUAAGUCGGGCUAGAAGUCAGAGAGGAUUAGAAGUUGGUGAAACCUCAGCAGCUGCGCAACAAAGACCACAAUUUAAAAAUGAAAGAAAACGAAAAAAUGCACUUCGA